Molecule: messenger RNA, 735 nt
Organism: Clupea harengus (Atlantic herring)
Lineage: Eukaryota; Metazoa; Chordata; Actinopteri; Clupeiformes; Clupeidae
Product: cerebellin-3-like
Molecular function (GO): protein binding
Source: RefSeq, a predicted model, not a curated record
CCUUUCUCAGCUCAGAACCAUCAGCAAACUGUCUGCUAAACAUCUUGAGGUAUUUUUCCAAGCUCCGUAGCACAUUGGUAAAACAGCAACUGCAGUCAUUAUAAAGUGUCACAUUUAGGAUGAAGAUUCUCCUUCUUUCCGCUGUACUGGUUCUUGGAGCCUUUGGGGUUCAGGGCCAGCGGACAUUGACCUGCCAUGAGGAUCAGACCCAGACCAAGGUAGCAUUUUCUGCAACCCUAAAAGCCUUCGAUGCACCUUGGGGAGCUGUUGGUCCUCUCCCUCAAGACACAGUCAUGGUCUACAAAGGAGUGUUCCUCAAUCUUGGAGGAGCAUACAACCAUACAACAGGAAUCUUCACUGCGCCCGUGAACGGAGUCUACUCCUUCAACUUCCACAUUUACGGCUACAGCAGUAUUAAAAUGGGCGUGAGCCUUUUCAAGAAUGAGCAGCGCAUUUCCACUGCCUACGACCACCCCUCCUCUGACAGCACGGACACGGCCAGUAACAGCGCUCUGCUGAGUCUGAACAAGGGAGACGAGGUCACCAUUCACCUUUGGGCUGAUCACCAGGUCUACAUGAGUUCCAACAAUCACAAUACCUUCAAUGGUUUCCUGGUUUUCCCACUGUGACCAAAUGCAAGCAAUACUUCUCACUGCCCCUUAGAGUGGCUGUGCUGUCUGUGGGGUCAGAGGGAGCCUACGGAAGGUUUUGAUUAAUAAAGCAUUUGAAAGCAAA